Molecule: messenger RNA, 1515 nt
Organism: Rhizoctonia solani
Lineage: Eukaryota; Fungi; Basidiomycota; Agaricomycetes; Cantharellales; Ceratobasidiaceae
Product: glycosyltransferase family 1 protein
Exons: 8
Coding region: 1-1515 (504 amino acids)
Molecular function (GO): UDP-glycosyltransferase activity
Source: RefSeq, a predicted model, not a curated record
AUGGUCAAUGCUCCUUUGAAGCACAUUGUAUUUGUUCCUUGUCCUGCAUGGGGUCACCUGCGUCCGGGCAUGAAGACUGCACUUCGUCUGGUCGAGAAGUUCCAGGACCUGUUCAUCUCGCUGUUUGUGUACCAGACAGAGCUGCAUAAGGCGGUCAAGUACCUGGACACUCAGCCUCCGGCAUACACAAGGCGGAUCAGGCUUGUGACUGAGCCUACCAAUGGCCCUUCAGUGACUGCUGGCCAGUUGACAGACAUACUCUUAUCCCUAGAGGUAUCGUUUGGGUCCUGGAUAGUGAAAGAGACCCAGCAAGCAACUAUUCUACAAAUCGAUGGCCGGCCGGUAAACCCACCCAGUAUGAUCAUAGAGGAUUUAUAUACAGGCGGCGUGGGAUUGGCUCGCAAGGAAGCACAUAAUCUGCCGGUUGUCGGAUGGUGGCUGAUGACUGCAGGAUCGCUCAUAACGAUCCUCCAAGCUGCAAAAUUCAGGGAAGAGAUGGCAGCGUUGCAGUAUUCAUCCCUGUAUAAUGUAUUACUCAAGGAGGGCCAGGCCGAGUCCAAGGACACCCAUGACCGGUUGGUCAGUCUCCCAGGAAUCCCGUCGCAUUAUGCGUGGGAAUCCACUACUCAAGAUCUCCAGGAUGCUAAUCCACUGACGGCAUAUAUAAUUUCACGAUGCCACAACAUGAUUAAGAACAUAGAUACUUUUUUUUGUUGUACAGCUUUCGAGAUGGAACCUCUGGUCGCCGCUACUCUUCCAGAUAUCUUCGGAAAGCCCCUCAGAGCCUAUUGCGUCGGCCCAUCUGUAGACCUUGUGCCACCUCACAAACCCGACCCCAAGUCGCCCGUCACCCAGUUCCUCGACCGCGCAUAUGCCGAAAACGGCGCACACUCGGUCAUCUACAUUUCUUUUGGAACCUUAUUCUUCCCCCUUCCAAGCACGGUGCCUCAUCUGAUGGCUGCUCUGGACGAGAUUCCCAAGGCCGGGUUCAAGAUCGUGUUUGCGCUCUCAUCAGAGUGUGCAACGCUUGACAAGUCAUGGAUGGAUGCGCAUAUUGACGCAGGAAAUGCGAUAUUCCCCGAGUGGGCGAACCAAACUGCGGUUCUAGAGCACCCUGCAAUCCACUACUUUUUGUCUCAUGGUGGGUGGAACUCGUCGACCGAGGCGAUUGUACGUGGGGUUCCGAUGAUUUUCUGGCCGAUGGCAGGUGACCAACCUAUGAACGCUAUACAAGUUGCCUCUGUGCAUGACUGCGGCUUUGAGUUCCUGCAAGUUCGGACAGGAGACGCUAGAUCGGUGGCCUACCGGAACGGCUUCGAGGUGGAGAUUUUGGGAACGGAGGACGCAGUACGCGAUGAGAUGAAGCAGAUACUGAAGAUGAGCAAAGGUGUGCGGGGUAAACACCAACGGAUGAAUGUGCGCAUGCUGGGGAAGGUUGUUACUGACUCGCUCGGACCUGGUGGAAGUGGGGAUAUAGCGUUGUGGAAGUUUGGUCAGGCAGUGGGACUUGCGUGA